UGCUAGGAGACGAGGUGGAAGCGGUAGGCCUAGAGCGAAGUCUGACAGCAAGAUGGAGGCACAGCGAGAGGGAGGAGAGGAGGAAGAGGCCGGGAAACGGCGUACAUUAUUGACACAAACAGCGGGGCUGCUCAGGGAGCUCGGGUACACGGGACCUUUGUCUGAUGAAGAUGCUCUGCUGGAAUCCUGUGAGUCGGGAGCUGCAUGUCAGCAGUUUAUGGCACUCUGUGUGUGGUUGGUGUCUGAGCUGAAAUCGGUGUCCUAUCUGGUGGAAAAUGUCAGUCCUACUGAAGGCCCGGCUGAUGCAGAGACAUUUCAACUGGAAAUGAGCGGUGUGUUGAGCGAACUUCACUGUCCAUACAUAUCCUUGACUACUGGAAAAGUUACCUCCAGACUAUACAGCCCCUUAAAUUGCCUGCAACUUCUUGUUUUUCUAGGCACAGAGCUGGAAGCCGCAAGAAUCCUAAAUCUCCGCACAGUUCCCAAUUCUGAGCCUACAGAUCAACAAAAAGAUAUCCUAUGUGAGCUUCAGCUGAUCAGAAAAGGUUUAGAGUUACCCGAGAUUUCCCCAGAAGUCCCAGUGGCUCAUUUCAUUAAGAAGCUGGAGGACAAGAUAACCGCACUGUCUUCAGUUGUACCUUUGUCUCCUCCUUUGUUGAAAACAGAGUUACGACCAGAACAAUGGGAGAUACUGCAAGGGAUACACUGCUCUAUGCUCAGAGAGUAUGAGUGUAGAAUGAGGAUGCUGGUCACAAGAUUUGAUGUCACUGUGCAAUCUUUCCACUGGUCUGAGAGAGCAAAGGUACAAGGACCCUCUAUGAAUAAUGUCUUCUGGCCUAUCAGAAAGGCUCUUGUCACAGAGUCUGCUAUAACAAUCCCUCUCCUACUGGCAGUACGGGAAGAUUAUUCUCGCAUUGUCCAUACCUGCAAUGCUGCGUUCUGCCAAAAAACCCGCAGCUCCAUCCAGAAGAUCCUUAUGACUGGUAAUGUGCCUGAUCGAGGAGGACGACCCAAUGAAAUCGAGCCUCCUAUGCCUUCUUGGGGUGAAAGGAGGGAGGGAGGUGGGCAACAGAGGUGGGGCAAAAGAAACAAGCGAAGGAAGAAUUGAUCAGAUAAAGAAACUUGUUUCUGGCUUCUUAUUGAUAAUGUUUUCUGCCAACACUGUUUUGGGGGAAACUUUUUGUUGGGGA
This is a messenger RNA of Nanorana parkeri, 1190 nucleotides long. It is a transcript of the gene TSLIG3C, whose product is annotated as family with sequence similarity 98 member C. Lineage: Eukaryota; Metazoa; Chordata; Amphibia; Anura; Dicroglossidae. The record is from RefSeq and is a predicted model, not a curated record. Bases 53 to 1108 code for a protein of 351 amino acids. The transcript has 8 exons. Gene Ontology annotation, cellular component: tRNA-splicing ligase complex.